Molecule: messenger RNA, 5623 nt
Organism: Aphanomyces invadans
Lineage: Eukaryota; Oomycota; Saprolegniomycetes; Saprolegniales; Verrucalvaceae
Exons: 10
Coding region: 1-5430 (1809 amino acids)
Biological process (GO): transmembrane transport; monoatomic ion transport
Cellular component (GO): voltage-gated sodium channel complex; plasma membrane
Molecular function (GO): voltage-gated sodium channel activity; calcium ion binding
Source: RefSeq, a predicted model, not a curated record
AUGAAGGGCGGAGACCCAGUCUUGGAGCCGAGGGUGGUACAGGUGGAGGCCCAAGUGCCGUUGCUGCUUCCCCCGGCUCCAGAGACAACAGCGUCACAUUCACCGCCCCUGGUCGUUCCCGGCCGGCAGCGCCGCAUGCUGGCGCAACUCAAAUCCAGUCCAAGUAUGUCGCACAUAACUCGCCUGCGCGCCUCGAUCGCCAACAUCAUGAGCCUCCGCGGCGCCAUCAAGGCAUACUUCAAACACGAACUUUUACGGCAGUCCAAGGUCGACUCGGAUUUCCAAACGAUUGCGCUGGGAUGUCUGCGCAAAUCCCACCCGUUGCGACGACUGUGCAUCGUUGUUGUAUCGUGGGCCUGGUUUGACCGAUUCAUCACGCUGUGCGUCCUCCUCAAUACGCUCAUGCUCGGGUUUGUCGACUACACGGAUCCGUGGGCCGAAGGGCCAAACCCCACGAAGCCUGCAAACCGCAUCGUGGACGCCGUUAGCACGGUCAGCCUUGGUAUCUUUGUGUCGGAAGUGAUCCUGAAGAUCAUCGCGCAUGGACUCGUAUGGGGACCUCACAGCUACUUCUCGGACGGGUGGAAUCGCCUCGACUUUGUCAUUGUUCUGUCGGGAAUGUUAUCGUGGGUGCAUUUGGGCGGUAAAGUUGGGAGCAUUCGCGUCCUGCGUGUGCUGCGGCCGCUUCGCACGCUGCAUUCAUUGCCAGGUUUGCGUGUGCUCACGACAGCGCUUCUCGCGAGCUUGCCGGCCCUCGGCAACGUCGCGAUCUUGCUAUCGUUCAUCUAUCUUGUGUUUGCCAUCCUCGGGAUGGAGCUCUGGCGGGGGUUGUUCAACCACCGAUGCCGCCUCACACCGUUCCCCGUGCAGCUGCCGUUCAACGCGUCCAACGCACCCAACGCAACAGCAUAUCCCCCGGACGCUAGCUACAUCGCCGCCGUGGUCGCGAAUCCGAUCGCGUACGCGUGCAACUUGUCGUCCACGGGGACGUUGAUGCCGCUCAACGAGACAUGGGUCUCGCCGCUCGACUGCUUCUGGCCUGUCGACCCAUCCGAAGUCAACUCGGUGUUGUGCAGCCCGUACGUUGAAACGGGGCGGCAGUGUCGCCCAGGGCUCACAUGUGGAUCAAACUUCGACUCGUUUGGAAAUCCCCGCUUUGCCGACAUCGUUUUCAACGGGACGUUCGUUCUGUCACUGUCCCAGUACGACAUGCUUGACGGCAGACUCAACUACGGCUUCACAACGUUCGACAACGUGUGGAGCGCGUUUGUGGUGAUUUUGCAGACCGUGACCGCGUCGGGGUGGAUGGUGCUCACUCAAAUGACCCAGCAAGCCGGGGGGCAUGUCGGCGGCGCGCUCUACUUCAACGCGCUUCUGUUCAUCGGGAUGUGCUUCCUCCUGCAGCUCAACAUGGCCGUGCUGUACUCUGAAUUUGUGAAAGCAAAAGACGAACAGACUCUACAGACCAACGUGAAGCGGCGGCGAUCGGCCAUGUCCAACUUUAUCCAUGCCGCGACGAGGAAGCACCUUGAAAUGGUCAUGUCGUCGUAUUCGUCCCAGCUCAACGCCACCACGCGUCGCCGGAUCAAGCGCGUGCGGCGGUGGAUGCGGCAGCUCGCCCGGAUGCCACUUUUUCAACGGACAGGAAUCGUUGUGACAGUGCUAAACAUCGUCACCCUGGCGUCGGAUCACCAUCCGAUGGAGCCACGAUUCAGCGCGACGGCACAGAUGCUCAACUUUGCGUUCAUGUGCUUUUUUGCGGUCGAAGUCGGCAUCAAGAUGGUCGGCUUAGGACCGACUCUGUACUGGUCGGACUUGUUCAACCGGUUCGACUUGGUCACUGUGUUGUUGGGAAUCGCUGAGAUCUCGUUGAGCCCACCCGCAAUCUUGAAAGGCGCCAAGGGGGGGUCGUCCGCGAGCUUUAUCACGGCCCUUCGAGCGUCCAGGGCCAUCAAACUAACACGGGCGUGGAAGUCUCUGCACAAGUUGAUGCUGGCCAUCGGGGCCGCCAUGGGCGAGAUUCUCAACUUUAUGUUUUUCCUCGUCUUGUUUCUGUUUGUCGCGAGCUUGCUGGGCAUGGAGCUGUUUGCGACGAAAUUCCAGUUUGACGGGGCAAACAACCCCCUCCCAUUCAACACGACCAACCCGUCCGCGCGCCUGCACCGGUCCAACUUUGAUAGCAUCGAGUGGGCGUUCUUCACGGUGUUUCAAAUUGUCACGUACGACGAGUUUCCGUCAGUCAUGUACGACGGGUGGAUGGUGGCGGGGUGGAUCGCCCCGCUCUACAUUGCGUUCAUCAUCGUAAUCGGGACGUGGAUCGUCAUGAACAUGUUCUCGGCCAUUCUCGUUGAGAGCGUCCUCGUCGAUGCCGACGACAGUAUCACGUACGACAUUGACGACGCCGUCAGCAUGGACUACAGCGACGACGGCAGCGACGAUGACAGCGACAACUCGACGUCCGACCGCAGCAGCGGACGCCAUCUCGACAAGAACCCAACCGUGAAAGGUACAUCUAUUGCCAAGACGACGCGCCCCCUGUUCACCGGCCCUUCCCGCAUCCGCGCCCUCCGCCGCGCGUUUCGCCGGUAUAUCCACCACGCAUCGCAAUCGUCGUCGGCGCCGUCGGCAGCGACUCAACAGUCGAGCUCGACCACGUACCAUCCUCCCAUCGAGCGAAAAAGCCUUGGUCUGUUUGCCCCGAGCCACCCCCUCCGUCGAAUGUGCAUGUGGCUGCUCCAACGCCCCGAGUUCACAUGGGUCACGACCGUCGCGAUCGCCACGAGCUGCUUGUCCACUGCGAUGGACUCCCCCUUGUACGAUCACUCCCACGGCGUCGGGCUCGCGCUGGAGCUAGCGAACCGAGUGUUUGCCGUGUUCUUUUCGUUUGAAAUGGCCAUCAAUGUCGUCGCGCGAGGACUCCUCCACGGCCACGACGCGUACUUGCGAGAUCCGUGGAGUCUUCUCGACGGCUUCAUCGUUGUUGUGUCGAUCCUGCCAAUGUUCGUGGACGACGUCGACGGCUUGGCGGGGCUUCGUGCGCUGCGUCCAGCGCGCGCCCUCCGACCUCUCCGCGUCAUCAACAAGCUUCCCCAACUCAAAAUCGUCAUCAACGUGCUUGUCCGCUGCAUUCCAGACAUCGGCCGUGCCCUUCUCUUCUUUGCGUUCAUGCUCGUGAUGUUUGGCAUCAUGAGCGUGAUGCUGUUCAAAGGCGCGCUGUCGUCGUGCUCGCUGUCGCCGUACAACUAUGGCACGGCCGACGCGUCGAUCACGCCCCCGCCGUGGUUUCCGCCAGCGUACGCAGGACCGUACCGCAAAGCGGACCUCCGCAGCAUCGACAUCAUGACAUAUCCCCAAGCGUGGGACGCUUUGUCUCCGACGCACCAGGCCGUUCUUGCACCUGUUUGGAACAAGACAGGGUGCGGCCCAUUUCCCGACGAUGUUGCGCCGUCGUCCAAGGACAUGUGCCUGUGCUUUGCAUCGACGCACAACACGUCGUGGAUGCCGUUGGUCCCCCAGCGCUUUGACAACAUCUUCGAGUCGGUCGGGGCGCUGUACGAGCUGACCACGAUGGAAGGAUGGGCAUCCGUGGCGAUUGCCACGAUCGACGCUGUCGGGCCAGACAUGCAACCGAUCGCCAACAACCGGCCCGUCCUCAUGGUGUACUGGUGGAUCUUUAUGAUUACAUGUGCCUUCUUCACGACCAACUUGUUUAUCGGGGUCCUGUGCGAAAGCUUUGUCCGGGAAAACUACGGCGCCCUCGUCACGGACGAACAAGUCGCGUGGAUCAAGAUGCAGCGCCGAGUCAUGACGCUGUCGCCGCACGUGCUGCGGCCGGUGCCCCGCCAUCCGUGGCGAAAGUGGUGCUACCGCGUCGUGGGCCACCGCUACUUUGACACGAUCAUGACUGGCGCGACUUUGUUGAACACAGCCCUCAUGGCGAGCCAAACGUAUGGCCAAAGCGAGCGCGUGUGCCAGAUCCUCGCCAACGUGUACGUGGUCUUGUCCGGAGUGUUCGCCGUCGAAGCAGCCGUCAAGUUUAGUGCGUGGGGGGGGCACUACUUUGACAAUUGGUGGCACCGGAUGGACUUUUGCGUCGCUGUGCUCACAUGGCUCAGCAUCGCGGUCGCGACGCUUGGCCAUGUCGACAUGGGCGUCGCUGACAGCCUCGUUCGCGUCGCACGCGUGUCCCGGACGCUUCGGCUCAUUCGGCAAACCGAGUCGCUCAAAGUCCUGUUCGACACGCUGACAGUGUCGUUGCCGGCCGUGGCAAACGUGACGUCGCUGCUGCUCUUGUUCUACUACAUUUAUGCGGCCGUGGCCGUGCAGCUGUUUGCGACCGUCGCGCUCAACCACGACCAAGUGACCGAGUUUCAAAACUUUCAAACGUUUUGGGUCGCAUUCCAGACGCUGAUCGGGUUCUCGACGGGCGAGAACUGGGACACGUUCCUGUGGCAGGUCUACAUGACCGCGCCAUCGACAAACCCCCAGUGCGAAUCGCGCGAGUUCGACCCGACCAUGUGCGGGUUCCACACGCACGACGGCUGCCGUCCCCUCGACGGAUGCGGCUCGUGGGCGAUCAUCCCGUUCAUGUACUCGUUCUUCCUCAUGCUCGGGUACAUUGGGAUCAACUUGUUUUCGGGCAUCGUGGUCGACGCGAUCGGGGACUCGAUCGAGUCGUGCCCCGUGAACGGCCACUCGCUGGCCGAAUUCGCCGACCUCUGGGCGACGUACGACCCGACAGCGUCCGGGCUCAUGACGGUGGACGAGUUUACCGACUUCUUGAUGGAGCUGUCGCCACCAUUUGGGUUUCAUGGCGUCGAUGGGAUGACGAGGAAGCGCGUGGUUGUAGUCAUCGGCGAGCUCAACAUUCCGCUGUACGACGAACAGUUGGUGCAUUUCAAAGACGUUCCACGGGCCCUCGUCCAGCGCAUCAUGGGAGAGGGGAAGCGUGAAAAGGUGAUCGAGAUCGGCCGCGUCCUGGACGAUCUGGGUGUAAACAAGCAACUGGACGACUUGUGGACCAAGCAGCGCGGCGCGAAGGACAAAGUGGACGUGCGGUCCAGAGCGUGGAGUCCGUCGGCUGUGUUUGCCGCCAAGUAUGUGUUGGCGCGGUUUGUCCGAAACAAGCGCGCGAGAAUCGCCCGCGAGGCGCACGCGCAAAAGGUGGUCGCCACAGACGCCGAGGAACGUGAAACAGCGUGUCCGGUGCCAAGUGCACCACAUGAGCCAGCGGGGACGCCAGACCGGUCGGGCGAUGCUGUCGUACCGUCUUCCAGCAGUCGACCGUCGUCGUUGCUUCGGAUGUGGCCGAGCAAGCCAAGCCAUAGCGACAACGGAUCCAAACUACGUUUGGAACCACUUAAGCAUACGAGUGGACGGUCCAAGGCGCACCUUGUCGUCCCAGUCACGGACGAUACGGGGCCAAGAUAGUGAAGAUCUCGCUUCUUCAAGUUGUCCACUGCAUGUGUGCUGAUCAACGGCAUGUGCACAAGUGUGCUGGCCAUCCCCGAAGAGCUACAUGAACUUUAUUGUUCCAGAUCCAAAUCGUCCUAAAGUGUAAAUUGGCUCGUGCAGUCUAGAUCGCACCAGCGCAUCGGCAAUUCACGAGUUGCAACGUUCCGUC